Molecule: messenger RNA, 1152 nt
Organism: Oryza sativa Japonica Group (Japanese rice)
Lineage: Eukaryota; Viridiplantae; Streptophyta; Magnoliopsida; Poales; Poaceae
Product: nuclear transcription factor Y subunit B-3
Biological process (GO): regulation of transcription by RNA polymerase II
Cellular component (GO): CCAAT-binding factor complex; nucleus
Molecular function (GO): DNA-binding transcription activator activity, RNA polymerase II-specific; protein heterodimerization activity; RNA polymerase II cis-regulatory region sequence-specific DNA binding
Source: RefSeq, a predicted model, not a curated record
AACAGUUUCACACUUUAGCUGCUAGCUAGUGCUACCACCCACAGGAGGCAACCCUAGCUUUCCCACGCAGCCAAUGGAGGCCGGCUACCCGGGCACGGCGGCGAACGGCGCUGCCGCCGACGGGAACGGUGGCGCGCAGCAGGCGGCGGCCGCGCCGGCUAUACGUGAGCAGGACCGGCUGAUGCCGAUCGCGAACGUGAUCCGCAUCAUGCGCCGCGUGCUCCCGGCGCACGCCAAGAUCUCGGACGACGCCAAGGAGACGAUCCAGGAGUGCGUGUCGGAGUACAUCAGCUUCAUCACCGGGGAGGCCAACGAGCGGUGCCAGCGCGAGCAGCGCAAGACCAUCACCGCCGAGGACGUGCUCUGGGCCAUGAGCCGCCUCGGCUUCGACGACUACGUCGAGCCCCUCGGCGUCUACCUCCACCGCUACCGCGAGUUCGAGGGGGAGUCCCGCGGCGUCGGCGUCGGCGUCGGCGCCGCGCGCGGCGACCACCACCAUGGUCACGUCGGUGGGAUGCUCAAGUCCCGCGCGCAGGGCUCCAUGGUGACGCACCACGACAUGCAGAUGCACGCCGCCAUGUACGGUGGCGGCGCGGUGCCGCCGCCGCCGCAUCCUCCUCCGCACCACCACGCGUUCCACCAGCUCAUGCCGCCGCACCACGGCCAGUACGCGCCGCCGUACGACAUGUACGGCGGCGAGCACGGGAUGGCGGCGUACUACGGCGGGAUGUACGCGCCCGGCAGCGGCGGCGACGGGAGCGGCAGCAGCGGCAGCGGUGGCGCCGGCACGCCGCAGACCGUCAACUUCGAGCACCAGCAUCCGUUCGGAUACAAGUAGUAACAGCAGCAGAAUGGCGAUCGGUCUGCACCUGCAUGCACACGUAUCGCAUGCAGAUCGAGCUAGUAGUGCAACUGGCUAACUUGAACCAGUUAAAAACUUAAGACUUAGUGAUCGUGUGUGGUUUAAUUAAUUUGCUACGUUCAGGUAGUGAUCGAUGAGAUUUUAAUUUCCUACUGUCAGUUUAAUUCACCGUUCAUGUACUCGAUCCAGCUAGUACUACUCCUAGUUACCCUUGUUCUAAUCUUAACGCAAUUGUGUCGAUCGGACGAUCGCACGUUUAUCUUCAAGUGGAAUUUGUCUUAUAACACUAA